AUUUCUUCGGGAGAGACGAAUCAAGACGUUCGAACAACAUGGACGCGUACAAGUUUAAAAAAAGUACGAUCGCCGAGGUUUUUUAAUCGAUGCACGGGAAAUCAGGCUCUUCUUUGGUGAUUGAAUUUGAAGACGUAGAUGGCUUUUUCAUGGUGUUUGAUAUUGAUCAGAUCAGUAAGGGAUAUGUAGCAAGCUUUUGGUAGUAAAGUUAUGGACAUCUGGAAAUAGCGUAUGAGUGUGGAGUGGAACAUUCCGCAAAGACGUGCAUACUGUUCCGUCUUUCCGAUGUUCUAUUUCUACGAAAUUUCUUGAAUUGCAGAGUCUUCUAGUAACGGUUGCAACCGUGGACUUACACGAUGUCGUCGACACCUUUACAAAUAGUAAAGUGGUCCUUUCCAACCCUAGCCAUAAUUCUUGGACUUUUUUGGUACAAACGUCGACGCGCGGACCGAGUUGAUCCCGGUGGGAUAUUCAAACCAGCAAGCGACAAAAACUCAAAUAACAUCAAAGCAACAAAAAGGAGCACAAGUCUCUGUGAUUCUGGUGUUCAUAUAGACACUUCAUUCAAUCUCAGUACAUCUUGUCCCUCUGUAGUCGAUGAAAUUAGCAGUCCACGAAGAGUCAGUAGCAGCUUAGACAUUCCCGGUAGAAAACCUCCAGUGUCUCAGCCUAUUUCGAUGAAAUCUGUCAAGUCUAUUGAGGAGAAAAUACCCUGGUACGAGGACGAAGAAGAUCUUCCUGAACCGCCCAAAAUAAAAUUGGGAAGCAAUCCCAGAUCUGGCUGUUUCGAAAUAAUGCCAAAAAAAAAGUCUAGUCCUUUCUUUGAAAAUUCAAAAAUUGAGAGCGACUCAAAAUUGCCGAAAAUCCGUGACAAUAUUAUCGAGGAGGAUCAGGUGCAUGAGAUACACUCCACUGGAGUAAAGGAAGCUGCUCCUGUUAAAGAAAUUAAUGUUUCUAACGGGAGCGUAAUUGAAACCUGCUCAAAGUCUGGCAGUGGUCUAGCCACUAAUGAAGUUAAGACCCAGGCACUUUCUGAAAGAGAUUCAGCUAAUCAUAGUCCAGUCUCUGGUGUUUUGGAUGGAAGCCUAACUGAUGAGGCUAGAAGCGAAGGAAGUACAGAUAGUGGAAAAGGUGGAAGUAUAAAAGGCCAUAUAAGCAGCAACGCCCGCACUUCUUACGAGUUCGCUGUACCUCUAAGUUUGGUCGGAAAGCUUAUUGGCCAGAAAGGAAGCUUCCUGCAAAGUAUACGAGUCAAAGCUGACGUCAAGAUCACCGUUAAGCGUUUUCCAAAUAUGAAAGAUCAUAAACUGUGUGCCAUAGAAGGUUCCCAAGAGGGAAUUAAUGUAGCAUUAAACCUGAUAAGACAGAAAUUCCCAGAGAAGAGACAUCCCCAUUUCACUCUGGAGGAGACGUCACUCCCGAAAAGUCCCCAGGAAACUCCCUGGAUUUCAGAGUUGAUGCAUCUGUCGCUAGUCGAAGGUGUAAACAACGAUGUGUUGGUGUGCUACAUAGUCAAACCGAAUCGCUUUUUUAUUCAUCUCCCCACACAUCCAACAUAUCCAUCGCUUAGGAUCUUAGAUGAGAAUAUUACUCAGUUGUACGAUUCUACUGAGUCGCCUCCAGUUCCUGAGGAACUUAGCAGAGGUAUGAUUUUUGUAGCAAAAUUGUACAACAGGUGGGUGAGAGUUUAUGUAGAGGAUCCAGAUCCAAAAGGAGAGCACCAUUUAGUUCGUCUGGUAGAUCACGGUGGUUACUGGAGAUUCAGCAGUGCUGAUAUGAGGAAAAUUAGAUCAGAUUAUCUCACCCUACCUUUUCAAGCCAUUGAAGUAUUUCUAGCAAAUAUUCGACCAAUCAACGGAGAGUGGCAACAGGAGGCGUAUGACUUGGUAGCUCAAAUUUGUUGCGGAGUAGUCGCCCAAGCACAAAUUGAAGGAUAUAUCGACUCCUAUACAUAUAUAAACCUAUAUCUUAAUAUUCAUAAACACGGGGUCAUAUCUUUAUCAGACGAAUUAAUUGCUCGAGGAUACGCGGAACCUGCAAGGUUAGAAGAGGUAUUACCGGAUGUAGAAUUGCCACCUUUAUAAGCAGGCUAUUGCAUAUUAUGAUUAUUAAUCCCUCAUCUGGAUAUAAUCUAAAAGUGGUUGAAUGAGUCCGAUUGUGUGGCUGUUUGAAUUCUUGGCUAUGUGAAAAUGUUUCGCGUGUGUCUGUGAGUAAUCCAUAAGAUCUUCGAAGGUAUAUGAUUGAUUGUCCUUAUCCAAUGACUUCUCUAUCGAUGCUCCAUUCACUUGUCGCUGCCAGUCAAAAGUCUGAUUUUCUAAUAAACUUCUUAACACCUUUGUACUUCCGUACAAUCGUUUUGAUAUUACUCAGUUCACCUAAAAGUCAGAAACUGCAAAAAAAAAAACAAGAUAGACUAAUGUGCAGAUAUGUUAACGGUCGGCAUGAUAGCCAGUGUAAAUAGAUAUGUUACAUAUUCUGCAACAUUUUUACUCUUAAGUGCACGUUAAAAUAAUUUUUAACGUUCGCCGUCAUAAAAUUCGUCAUGUUAUCAAGUAUGAGAGCUCUAGUUGCAUUAUUCAUCAACAUUAUUUCUACUUUUCAUUCUUAGAAAAACCUCCAGUCUGUAUUUUUCGUGUACUUAUGUUUAUUAAUGCUGUGCGUAUCAAAAGUGGCCAAUUUUUACCGAUUGCUUUUUUAAUUGAAAAUGCAUUUUCUGAAAUAUACUCGUAUACUGCUGAACGUUGUCAAAUGAUCGGAAAUGAAAAUAAGGUACAUGCCGAGGGUUUGAGAUUAAAACUGGCAGGUUCAGAUGAGAGCUCUUCCUGUAAAUAAUAUAAUAACUCUAUGCCUUCGUUUAUGAUAGUGUAUUUAUAACGAUGUACCUAAAAUAAUUGUUAUACCCUGCAGAUGCUAGUUAAUUCUUAACGUUAAUAGUGAAACGUAACAUUUGUUUAUUUAUACGUUUUACACUUUUCGGGUUAGAGGAAUGCUUCAUGAAGACGCGCACGAAUCGGGAAAUUCGCGUCGAAUAUCUGUUCUAUUGCAUCAUAUAAUUUGGGAACCUUAGCUUGUAAUAGUCGUAACGAUAAUCUGAAACAUUCUUUCUGGGAACCUUGAUUUCGUGGCCAAGGAGCUGGGGAUCGACGUUUAAAUAUGAAUGCUAUGACAUACAUAAUAUGCUCCUAACGAAAAACAAUCUUUAGUUUAAUUAUCAACAAUAAUUCAGCGGAAACUUGAACGUUUUUCGCACUGUGAAGAUAAUUUUCCAAUACGCGCAUCAUGAUGCUAUUCAAAUCCAGUGAUUUAAUUUUGUUAGAAUGUUUGUUUACUUUUCACUGAUAUUUUUUUCAGUUAUAAUAACCUCGUAGAUACAAAUACUAUAUUAUGAUCUAUAAAUAUAUAGACUGGUAACAGUGGGUGGAGUUUUGUAUUUUGUUCUUUGAGAGCUAGAUUAUUAAACAAAAAUCCGUUAUUGAUAAAUUGUUGAGGCUCGUGACUCGUUCGCGUGAUUGUGUUUAUUUGAUUGUGCGCAUAGAGCGUGUGUUAUACGAGUAGCUACUGAUACAUAAAACUGAAAAACGAAAAAAAAUACGAAUGCAUUUAUAAAUUUUGUACAUUUGGCGCGAAAGCUUCUCGGGUAAUAAGAUGCUGAAACAUAGUAAAGAUAUUUUUCUAGAAAGAUUCUCAUAAUAAGCUCUUGAUGACGAGAAGUUACAAAAUUAAUUUAUGUUUCAGUUUUUAUUGUAUGAAAGACGGUUUUGUUAAGAAAAAUACACUACAUACACGUAAGAUUUCUUCUGAGAAAGUGCACAAGUUUGUAACACUUGGCGCGAAAUUGAUAAAUUGUUGGUAAAUUUUACACGUUUCGUAACUGUAUACAUAUAACAUGUCGACUAUAAUCCCCAGCUAUUUAGCGUGGUUUUUCAUAUGAGAAUGUAUAAGGAGGGAAUUUUGUAUGUAUAUACUUUUUUGGCGUUUUCAUUAAAUUUACACAAUUUUAAUUGAA
Belonocnema kinseyi is the source of this 4006-nucleotide messenger RNA. RefSeq names its product KH domain-containing protein akap-1 (gene spoon). Gene Ontology annotation, molecular function: RNA binding. The coding region runs from base 357 to 2084 and encodes 575 amino acids. NCBI's taxonomy places the organism in Eukaryota, Metazoa, Arthropoda, Insecta, Hymenoptera, Cynipidae. The transcript has 6 exons. The record is from RefSeq and is a predicted model, not a curated record.